AUACAACUUUUCUGUUAGAGCUCGACAAUUACCGAAAAGAACUGCGACUAGUGAAUGUGAUGGCUGUAUGUCUGUGUACAAGAGAGUGAAAAUGACGAGGGCCAACAGAGUUGAUGAUGGUCAUAUAAUUAAUAUCAACAGCUUAUCAGGACAUUGUUGUGGCAAAGCACAUUUUUAUUCAGCUACUAAACAUGCAUUGACUGAAUUAACUGAAGGCAUUAGAUGGGAACUAAGAGAAAUAAACAGUCAUAUCAAAAUAACAAGUAUCAGUCCAGGCUUAGUGAAGACUAAUUUUGCCUAUACUGCAGUUGGAGAAGCUGCAGCUAACCAAUGUUACAGUACAAGACAAGGUCUGGAUCCUCAGGACAUAGCCAAUGCCAUAGAAACAGUUUACUCUUACCCAUCACAUGUCCAGGGCGCAAACCCACCAUACAGAGACUUAAGUCUACUGCCAUUCCCAGCCUAUUUUCCUGGACCAAGCAAGAGACUGAAUCGUCCGCAAAAAGAAAAAUCAUGGCAGUUUCCUGUGAAAACAAAAGAACUAAACUUGAUGAAUAUUGUAGUAGAAAUCUAGAGGAAAGUUUUGAUUGUAAAGUUGGUUUUCCUGAAGAAGUUAUUCAUACUGCAGACAGGAUUUAUGACUGUCCACCACCAACUGCCGAGCUAAUGUUGAGAUUCACAGAUGGAAUUACGCAGACACCAUCAAUGCCUAUAUUUUCAGCAGAGAAUUUUGAAAUGAAGACACGUGACACAGCCAUGCAUUUUUAUUCCGGUUUAGAGUUGUAUACUAAAUUUUUAUUUGUUUUGACCACACUUGGUCCAGCGGCACAUUGUUUGAGAUACAUAUAUUUUCAAAUUGAUAGGGUGUCAUUUGAAAAUCAGUUUUUUUAUGACUUUGAUGAAAUUGAGGCAUUAUACAACCAACUUUGAACUGUCUAGAUUCUAGAUUGAAACUAGUGUUAAGAAUAUUGUGUAAACAUGGAUUGUUUUUAUGUCUAAACAGUGGCGUGAGGCUAACACUUGGCCAUUUAGUGGUUUAGUCAGGUAUUUUUCGCCAUCCAACUUCAAAUUAAAGUUUCCUACAACUUGGAUUAUUAUUGACAGCACAGAAUAUCCCGUGAUAAAACCUAAAGCUCCUAGAGCUCAGGCAACCUUUUCAUCAUAUAAAAACAGAAACACUGAAAAUACUUGUAUGUUCGACACCUGGUGGUUUAGUCAACUAUGUCUCUAAUGCAUAUGUUGGUUGUACCAGUGACUGUGAAAUAGAUGAAAGAUGUAGAAUAGUUCAAUUAUGUGAUCCAGGUGACAGUGUGAUGGCAGACAAAGGUUUAAAUGUGCAAGAUUUGUUUGCUCACUUUUUUCAAAAGAAGAAACAGAAUUAGUUCCAAAACUCUUAUACGGGAUAGAAAAGUCUCCAAUUAACACGUGCACAUAGAGCUAAUUAUUGGACUUGGCAAAACAUACAAAAUUCUAAUAAUUCCUAUGAAUGGAACUGAAACAAAACUUUCAUCUGAAAUAACAUUUAGUUGUUUUAUGUUGUGUAAUUUUAGAACUUGUAUUGUGCCAAAGGAUGCAUAAUUAAAAGUGACGCAAUGAA
This is a messenger RNA of Mytilus californianus (California mussel), 1597 nucleotides long. Its product is annotated as dehydrogenase/reductase SDR family member 11-like. Bases 68 to 574 code for a protein of 168 amino acids. NCBI's taxonomy places the organism in Eukaryota, Metazoa, Mollusca, Bivalvia, Mytilida, Mytilidae. The transcript is spliced from 5 exons. The record is from RefSeq and is a predicted model, not a curated record. Gene Ontology annotation, molecular function: oxidoreductase activity.